AUGCAAUGUUUCGACAGCACCUUCAGAGGCUUUCUUGCCUCGAACUUCAAGAACACUCCGAACAUCCAGGGAGACCUCUCGCACACACUUGAACUGGCUGACGCUCUGAAGACAGCGACACUGGGUUUCGUCAGAUGGCAAAAGGAGCACACAACGCAGAAAAAACAGACUCUUCCCGGUUUUGACAGUAUCGACGAGUCGCGUGAGAUGCUGCUUGUUUUCGGAACUUUGUUCUGUGACAAAGAUGGAGCGGAAAUAGGAUCACCUUACGAAGCUAUGUGA
Molecule: messenger RNA, 282 nt
Organism: Cooperia oncophora
Lineage: Eukaryota; Metazoa; Nematoda; Chromadorea; Rhabditida; Trichostrongylidae
Source: the annotation of a GenBank genome assembly